Hypoxylon fragiforme is the source of this 1074-nucleotide messenger RNA. RefSeq names its product kinase-like protein. The record is from RefSeq and is a predicted model, not a curated record. Lineage: Eukaryota; Fungi; Ascomycota; Sordariomycetes; Xylariales; Hypoxylaceae. The coding region runs from base 89 to 946 and encodes 285 amino acids. The transcript has a single exon. Gene Ontology annotation, cellular component: cytoplasm; nucleus. Gene Ontology annotation, biological process: protein phosphorylation; mitotic DNA damage checkpoint signaling. Gene Ontology annotation, molecular function: protein serine/threonine kinase activity; ATP binding.
CCUAAGUAGGUAUAUAACUAGGCAAGAAUCCGAGAGAUAAAAUAAGAAAUUGGUGAUUGGGUAUUCUUCAAACAGGACAAAACUGAAAAUGGCACCGAAUAUCAAAGCCUUUGGAGAUCUUUAUUACGUGGCUGGGUCUUAUGAGCCCGGAAGUAACUCCGGCCCUCUCGAUGACAAAGGCUUUCUGUCCACGACCUUUGCGUAUUACGACGAUGAGGACAACGCAUAUUUUGGAAAAAGUCUAAAGCACAAGCGUUUUAUGACUCUCCAGGAUUUCUCGUCCGCACUCAGCCUGGUCCCCGCUGAAGACAUCUGCCCUCUUUUGCCUGAAGUUGAACCGCUCUUAACCGUGGCCCCUGAUCAUCUCAAUCUUACCCCUGCAGCAGAGCUGAAGGGAACAUACUACAUAAAACGACCGCAGGUCGACUCUUACGAUUGGUAUGUCGAAAAGGACAUCGUUUUUGCCAUACCGCAGGAGUUACUCGAAGAAGCAAUUACGCUACAGCACAUUACCAAUCACGAACAACACAAGAACAUCGUCAAGUAUCAUGGCUGCCGCGUCCGUAACGGUCGAGUCACAGGUUUAGUCUUUGAUUUCUACAAAGACUCACUAAUUUAUGCGGUCAAAGAGAACAAGCCACUCGAUAAAGAGCGCAUUAUCAAUGGACUAGACUCUGCCAUCCGUCAUCUCCAUUCAAUCGGCCUAGCACACAAUGAUAUCAACCCAUUCAACAUCAUGGUGGACGAGACGAGCGGAGAGCCGAUAUUGAUUGACUUUGGCUCCACUCAGAAGAUAGGGGCGCAAAUGACAACAAGCCGUGGGACACCUGGCUGGAUGGAAGAUGGAGACGAUUACGAGAUAUCAAAGGAGAGCCAUGAUCUAUUUGCGCUGGACAAGAUUCGUUUGUGGUUGGAUAAGCCAAAUUUUGAUGAAACCAAGGGUUGAAGAAUAACGCUCACACGGCUUUGAGAUGCCGGUGGAACUUUAUGGUAUACCUAAUUAGCUGGAUUUGAACAGAUGAUAUGAAGGGGUUUUAUUUUGCUUAAGGACUAGAUGACAAUAAGGAGGCGGCU